Messenger RNA from Rosa chinensis, 919 nucleotides. RefSeq names its product peptide methionine sulfoxide reductase B1, chloroplastic. Lineage: Eukaryota; Viridiplantae; Streptophyta; Magnoliopsida; Rosales; Rosaceae. The record is from RefSeq and is a predicted model, not a curated record. Gene Ontology annotation, molecular function: peptide-methionine (R)-S-oxide reductase activity. Gene Ontology annotation, cellular component: cytoplasm. The transcript is spliced from 5 exons. Gene Ontology annotation, biological process: protein repair; response to oxidative stress. The coding region runs from base 53 to 655 and encodes 200 amino acids.
UGGAAGUUGAAGGAAGGUAUCAGUUAUCACGUUGUAGCCUUAAGGUCGCCAAAUGGCAUUUCAAUUUCAUCAUUUGAGUUUGAGGUUACCAACAACAACUAGCUGUAUUUCUUCAAAAACCCAGUUCGGUUAUGCCUUGAAACCCAAGAAUUUAACAUUUGGUAAACCCAAGAGGCUCUUCUUCUCGGUUCGUGCAAUGGGUUCCUCUGCUUCUUCUCCAGACAGCAGCACUUCUCAAGAGACUGGUGACUAUAAAUCUAUAAGUAAUGACGAAUGGAAAAAUCGGCUUACGAAGGAACAGUUUUACAUUACUCGUCAAAAGGGAACAGAGAGGGCGUUCACUGGGGAAUACUGGAAUACCAAAACUCCCGGAACUUACCAUUGCAUAUGUUGUGACACCCCUCUUUUUGAAUCAUCUACUAAAUUUGACAGUGGAACUGGUUGGCCAUCUUAUUACCAGCCGAUUGGAGAUAACGUGAAGUCCAAGUUAGACUUGUCCAUUAUCAUCAUGCCUCGCCAGGAAGUUCUUUGUGCCGUUUGUGAUGCUCAUCUUGGCCAUGUCUUCGAUGAUGGUCCACCACCAACAGGAAAGCGCUACUGUAUUAACAGUGCUUCCCUGAAACUACAACCAAAGCAGGAGUCAGCCUUACAUUAAAAUCUUGCAGAAAAGCGACUCUUCUAUGCUUGCCACCGUAUCAUAUAUAGUGCUAGUCAGUAGCUGCAGAAGUGGACGUGACCUCACAAAUUGAAUCAUGCUACGAGAUUAUGAGAUAAAGUUAUGUUCACGAGAUAAAAUAACUGAUAUCCAUGUUCAUGAAAUAGCUACUAUGAGUUCGUAAUGUUAAAUCUUUGUAUAGAUGGGCAUUGUAAUAUGCAUCUUUUUAUACAAAGGGAAAUUAUAUUUGUAUUUUCUACUUAA